Messenger RNA from Pararge aegeria (speckled wood butterfly), 6607 nucleotides. RefSeq names its product dystroglycan (gene Dg). Gene Ontology annotation, cellular component: dystrophin-associated glycoprotein complex; dystroglycan complex; sarcolemma. The record is from RefSeq and is a predicted model, not a curated record. The transcript has 20 exons. Gene Ontology annotation, molecular function: laminin binding; calcium ion binding. Lineage: Eukaryota; Metazoa; Arthropoda; Insecta; Lepidoptera; Nymphalidae. Gene Ontology annotation, biological process: morphogenesis of an epithelium; axon guidance; nerve development. Bases 411 to 3986 code for a protein of 1191 amino acids.
AUUAUGACAUUAAACAUGGCUGCUAAAUUAAUAAUAAGGACUCAGCUGAUCUCCAGGGAGAGAGAGAAGUGCGUACGAGGCGCGGGGCGGGUUUCGAGUGCAAUCGGCCAGUCGCCUGCCUCGCGUCACCCGCGUCAGUCGGAUCGCUGCGUCUUAUCGCGCCUCUUACCGAUAUUAGUGCCACAAUCUGUGAAUGCCAGGUAUUGGAUUGAAACUGUGUGCAGUGUUGCUGGAAACCCAAAAUUUUGUGCUGGAAUAUUAUAUCCUACAUCAACUAUUGCAGAUUCGGCAAGCACGUCAUUAAUAGUUCCUGUUACGCCGUCCCUCGCGGCAACAUAUUAAACAAAUCAACAGAAUGAUUUUAUGAGAGCGUCGCGACCUUCGUCGCCCUUUGGUCACCACGCGUCGACAUGGAGUACUGGCGCUAUGUCGCGUGUACGAUACUCCUCCUGUGUCCUCUUGCCCUCAGUCGGCACGAUGACGACUUCGCCUUCGAUAACAACGAGGAGUUCCAGGUGGAUCUGACAGCAAAUCAUUCUGAAAUAGCUAAGAAUGGCCUAAAAAGAUUGUGGGGUGUUCCUGACACAUCGGCCUACGUGGGACACCUGUUUAGAAUGGAAAUCCCUAAGGAAGCAUUUUCUGGGGAAGUUUUAGCAUAUAAGGUUCGAAGUCAAGAUGGGCAUCGCUUGCCGAGUUGGCUAGCGGUGGACACAAAGCAUGGGCUUGUCAGUGGCGUGCCGCAGAAGCAAGACGUUGGCGCCCACGCGUUUACGGUCAUUGCGCACGGACGCACGCACGGCCUUACCGCUACCGACUCCUUUACUGUUGAAGUGAAGAGAGCCGAUGAGAAGCCGCAAUCCAAGUAUGGUACAUGCCUACGCAACGAGAACAGGCUGCAGUUAGUGAUCUUGAUAGAUGGAGCAUUUCAUAGGAUUUCACACAGACAGCGGAUAAGAGCUCUCAUGGAACUCGCCCACUUCAUGGCUCUGGAUGGGGACGAAUUUUGGAUGGAACCGUACAAAUUAGAAUCGGCUCAGUCCCAUAUGGUACUUAUGAGUGGACCGGGUACAACAAAACGAAGACGAAGUGAAGCUACCACCGCCAUUUAUUUAAAUGUGGGAUGUGGGGAAAAGUUGUGGUCGCGUCACAAAGUGUUGGUUGCCGGAUUGAGAGAACAGUCUCGGGAUGGAACUCUUCAGCAGUUGCUCAACUUGCCCGUCCUGGGCUGGCGGCUGAUUGGCAUUAAACCUUUGCCACGGCUUAAGCGACAGUCGCCAUUGGAUGAAGGCUCCGGCGGCUACGACACUUACGACGGUGACUACGACGCGGACUACAGCGGCGACGACGAAGAUGAAGACGACGAAUACAACACCCAGAUCGAUGGUGAAGCUGUGCCGGUUAAUACCGAGCUCACCGACCCGUCGACGACGACCCAAACACCCCCCGCCCCAGAAAACAUUCCUGAAACCUCCCAGACCGAACCCCUCAGCUCUCUCAACCCACCCAACCCACCUAACUCUCCUACUCCCACGUCAGCCGCGACGAUUUCCACAGAGGACCCACGCGUCGAGACCACUCCCGAGUCCGCCACUAAUACGUAUACCACAGAGGAACACAAAGUUGAAAUAACACCGUACUCGGAGAGUGCUUCUGAAGCGAGCAACGUGGAUAUCCACAAGGAACCAAUAGCAGUUAAACCUCGGAGACUCGAUGAACAUUCUCCGAUAAUAAUAGUCCCAGAAGAAAUCACGACAGUCGAACCGGAACCUCAUACCAUAAUUAUCAAAGAGUCCAAUGAACUCACGCCUACAUCGUCUGAAACACCCACAUCACCGCUGACCGAAGAAACCGUCACCGUGCCAAUGUCGACGUCUGCGUCCACGUCGACGACGACUACGCCCGCUCCAACGACGGAGACAACUUCCACGACGACAACCAGUACGACGACUACGACGACGCCGACGCCCACGACAAUUGUCACAACGCCUACAACUAUGCCAACUACAACUCCCACAACUGAGGUUACAACGCAGGAGGUAACAAAGCAGGAGCCUAUACCAUCCACGGAACGCUCCAGUACGAUAAUCGGACGCACAACCGAAACGGUUCCAUUCCCCAUGCCAGUCAACCAGCCUCCCACACUCAAGCACCACAUGAAGAAACUAGCAAUCAUAGCUGGCAAUGCUUUCAGAUACAUUAUCCCGGCCGAUUUGUUUACGGACCCCGAAGAGGGCAGCAAUCUCACCUUCACAAUGUACGAAGCCGAAAAUGUACCACUCAGUAAAAACUCUUGGAUACAGUUUAUUCCCACAGAAAGGGAAGUCUAUGGAUUGCCCUUAGAAGCGCACGUGUCUCGCUGGAACUUCAUAGUAGAAGCGCAGGAUAGCGAAGGACUCGUCGCUCGAGGGCCCCUGGACAUAACAGUGCAGCAGCACAAGAGUGGGCGCACGAUCAACCACCAGUUCAUCAUGCAGUUCAAACUCCUCAAACAGUACGACAACGCCAUCGACUGGCAAAUACGAGCUUUGGAGGGCAUCGUCAAUCUCUUCCGAGAUACAGACAUGGACCAUUUAAUCGUCCUAAACGCGACGCAGAAUGGUGAUAUGUGCGAAUUCGUUUGGACAAAUGAAACUUUGCCUAAGGAUUCAGCGUGUCCCAUUGAUGACAUCAAUAGGCUUAUGAAGAUCAUGGAAUCUGAUACGGAACGCGGUAGCCCAUCUGCAGGCUUGGCUCGCGCGAUGUCGCCAGAGCUCAAAAUAUCAGAAGUAAAAUGGCGCGGUACUGGAAGAUGUGCAGGCGAACCUGUAGCAGGUACAACGACUCCGGAUACAUACCCACCCGUCACACGCAACCAAGUGGACCAUGUUACCGCUACGGUUGGACAUCUGCUGGUGUACAAAGUACCUGAGGAUACGUUCUUCGAUCCAGAAGACGGUGGCACUCGCAAUUUGCAACUCUCUCUACGCUUCAGCGAUCGCUCGGAUAUCCCUUCAGACAACUGGUUGCAAUUCGACGCGCGCAACCAAGAGUUCUACGGAGUGCCGUCGCCGAGCGACCAAGGAAGUGUCGAAUAUCAGCUGAUCGCUGAAGAUUCAAGCAAAAAGAGCGCCUACGAUAGUCUUAUUGUGGAAGUGGCAAAGGCGCCUACAAUCCGUCCAACAGUUGAGUUCCAAAUGACAAUGGACCCCUCACCGAACCUCGUUGAUAGCGCGAGCAACAAACGCAAAGUUGUGGGGAAACUUGCCGCGUUGUUCGGCCAGGAGGAGACCGAUAAUAUAAGAAUAGAGAGCAUAUCUGACAACCCCACUACGAUCAUUUGGUACAACACAAGCCUGCCGAUGGACAGGUGCCCGAAGCGCGAAAUAGAAGAACUACGAAGAAUGAUCAUCGUCGACGAACGAGGAUCCAUUGGAGGCAAUCUCAAAGAACACGUAGACCAAGUUUUCGACAAAGACCUCAAGGUCAUGUCAAUCCGUCUCAUUCCUCUGGGGCUCUGUGCGGAACAGAACACCAAAACUCCAAAGUCAAUGGUGCCAGCACCACCCGGUCCCAAUCCGCAGAAUAAGGCAACGAAUGCCAGUCCGGAGUACUCCGACUAUCUGGUAACGUUCGUGAUUCCGGCCAUCGUGAUCGUUUGUAUGAUCCUAGUUGCGGGCAUCAUUGCGUGCGUGCUGUACCGAAGACGGCGUACUGGUAAGUGUAAAAUGAGUGUCGGAGACGAGGAAGAGCGUCAAGCAUUCCGGUCCAAAGGAAUUCCCGUCAUCUUCCAAGAUGAGCUUGAAGAGAGAGCGGAUGCCGAGCCCGCUGACAAAAGCCCCGUCAUCAUGAGAGAAGAGAAACCACCCCUACUACCUCCAGCACCCGACUACCGAGGAGGGGAUGACGCCCCAUACCGCCCCCCUCCACCCUUUGCCGCCUCCCGCACACCCCCGCGCCCUAAAGCCACGCCCACAUACAGAAAACCCCCACCGUAUGUACCGCCAUAAAACUGCCUAAGCCUUCUAUUUAGCAUAGAAAACCCGUUUACAUACACACGUUAAUAUAGACGUAGCUGAGAGCUUGUCCAAAACAGACGAAUUAUUUAUACGAGUUACGAACACUUGAGAUAAGAAUCAGUAUUGAAUUACGCUGCUCCAACAAGAUAGGUAUUAUCGCAUAGGCAACUAACUAACAGGCAAGCACUUAUAAGAAAAGAAUGAAAAUAAUAUUUUGUACCCUAGUAAAACCUAUUUUGACUAUUAGUAAAAAGUUGGCUAAGACCCUACGUACAGAUCAUAAGCUGUUAGCCACGUUAGCGUUAGCAACCUAGAGUCACCCCAUCCCCUGCACAAACUUUGUCUACGUCUAUAUACGUAAAACAGCUAAAACGGGCAAACAAAUUAUAUCUUAAAUUUUGUCUAUAAGGAAACUAGUCGACCCAUUCGUUUUCAGCUACUCGAUAUACCCAUUAAUUCGAUUAUUUUGAUCAGUUAAGUUAUUUUUACGAGCAUUUAAGGAAAGGUGUAUAAUGAAAACAAGAAAUGCAUUUAUUACGAAAAAAAAAUGUAAAAUUUAAGCUAACGUAAACGAACCUCAUAUCGACUAAAAAGGAAUUGUGCACAAUUAUAAGUGACUACGAAUUUCUUGUAAUAUAAGUUAUGUCACGAAGUAGUUUGAAGCGUAGAUGUAAUGCUGUAUGGUUAUGGUGUUGAGUUGUACAAACGUUUCAAUUGUUACAUGAUUUCUGGAACUAAUAGCGCUUUUCUUAAUAUCCUUAGAUAUAUGAUGCCUGCUUUACCAAGUUCUUAAUUCAAAAGCGUCUGAAAAUAUAUUGGUCACUUUGCAAUUGUGCGUUCGGAAAUCUUUAUGUAUUUAUUUUAUGUCAUCGAUGCAAAGUAACGCCUACUACUAUGAAAAAUGUUAGUCACUACUAUUAUAAAUGAGGCGACCUCACUCACUUCAUAAUAGCCAAUGGUAUGGAGUUCUAAUAUGUAACGAUUUAAAUCUUUGAAAAUGAAAUCAACUCGAGUACUUCAUGAUAAAUAUUACUAGAAUGUUAUUGUUGGGGUAGGUUAUGUUACAUUAGCACUUUAGAUAUUGUCGUUUUACAAUUAUAACAGUUGGUAUCUAAUCUGAAAUUGUGGUGGAAUUUAUAAAGUCGAAAAAAAUUGUACCUUGAUAUAUUUCACAUAAUAUUAAUAACUUAAAAGUGCGAUAAACAAUAUUAACAAUAUUAAAUGUAUUUAAUAAAUUGUAUUCGACUGCCAUUCUAAUUGAUAUUUUAAGUAUAAUUAAAAUAUCGAAUAUUCUAACGCAAUAAUGAAACUAAACUUCAUAAAUAAGGCUAGACCAAAUGAUGGUAGAAACUUAUUUGCAACACAAACCGUACUCUACGCCAGGCGUUUUGAGCCGAAUCGGGCUGCAUCAGGCAUCCUGAAAUCAUGUCCAAGCGAUUUAGAUCUGUGUGUUGCCAGUUGAAUGAAAAAAAAUGGUAUUUUUCCAAUUAACUGGGGUGUUAACGUUGAAUACGUCGCGAUGAGAAUUGUGUUGCCAAUUCAUUUCUACCACAACAGUUCUGUAAAAGUGUUGGCUAAAUGCGUGCCAUUGUUUGAAAAAAUUGUUAUGUAAUAAUGUAAUUUAAAAGAACAUAUCGAAAAUGUAACAUUAGCCUUUAGCGUAGUUCUUCCAUACACAAAAUAUUAUAGGCUAUGUGUGUGUGUAUGUUAAGAGUAGAACACAGAAUGAUGUAGAGAGAUUGUGAACAAAGACUUGAGCACAUGUUUUUUAUCUCUGUUGAUGAGACUCAGUGUUUUGCCUUUCACAUAAAGGCUUUAGAUUUGCUCCGUUUAGGAGUGUUGUCGGUUUGAGAGCAUUUGUUAACUAAAUGUGAAUGUACGCAGCGGCUACUUUAUACUCUGUAAUAUUUUCAUCAGAACAUUCAAUGAGAAUAUAAACACAACCGUAUUUAAAUAAUCAUAUUAUCUGUUGUAUGCAGUAGCAUGUGUGGACAUUUCUUAUAACAUUACCUCUUUUAUCCGACGAGUAUAUUAAAAACGCUUUCACGCUACACAAAUUUUAUAAAUCGUGGGUUGUUGUGGAAUUUUCAAUUAUCUGGCGUGUACAUUAUAUAAUAUAAAAUAUAACAAUAUUGUGUUAUAUACAACUGACUUUAGUUUUAGGCUACGAAUAGAUAUUUUUUAAGAAUAAAGUAUCAUUUUGUACUUGUCUAAUUAUUACCAUAGGCUUAAGAAUAAUCAAAUUAUGUAAACGAUAGGGACUUUAAACGAAAUGAGCUAUAAAAUAACAUUUUCUUUGGAUGUAUUUUUUUCUAUUGUAUACUCAUUUAGAAUUUUUGCAUUUAUAGAUCUUUUUAGCCUUAUACAAUUUUAUAGGACAGCUCAUUGAACUAUUAUGGACAGCUGAUUUUUUUCUUUUAUUUUAUAAUUAUACAUAAUAUCGUUUAUUUCUUAGUAGUUGUACUUAAUAUUGUCCACACAAAACCGAACCAUUUUAUUAUAAUUUGUCUAUGACAGCUUUUUUGUUCAAACACCACUCUUCUAAACGCACACAUAAUUUAUGUAAUUAUUGAGUUUUUUUAAUUCUAAUUUAAUAAAAUGGUCUAGUGAUA